This is a messenger RNA of Neltuma alba, 1428 nucleotides long. RefSeq names its product elongation of fatty acids protein 3-like. NCBI's taxonomy places the organism in Eukaryota, Viridiplantae, Streptophyta, Magnoliopsida, Fabales, Fabaceae. Gene Ontology annotation, cellular component: endoplasmic reticulum membrane. The coding region runs from base 236 to 1159 and encodes 307 amino acids. Gene Ontology annotation, biological process: sphingolipid biosynthetic process; fatty acid elongation, polyunsaturated fatty acid; fatty acid elongation, saturated fatty acid. The transcript has a single exon. Gene Ontology annotation, molecular function: fatty acid elongase activity. The record is from RefSeq and is a predicted model, not a curated record.
UAAACAAAACAAAACUCCCAAAAAAUUCAAGCCUCUCAAUUGGAAAAUAUCAGAUACAAUUUUCCAGUCAAAACUAAGAAUACAACUCACACCCGCCCUUCCCGAAACUCCAUCCCCUCUAGAAGACUUCCCGCAUUCUUAUACCACACAGAGUUAGAAAAACCUCUAAGAUUUUGCAAGAGAUUCAGCUAUCACAGUCCGGGUCUCCUUCUUUCAUCGCAAACUCUCACAUGUAAUGGCAAGUCCUGCUGUAACACACACCCUCAAAUAUUGGUUAACAGAGCACCCUUUAAUCCUAUCAUUCCGAUGGAGCCCCACCGAAUUAUGGUUUUCCACUUGGUCCUUCAUCAUCAACGCCAUUUCUGCUUAUAUUGCCACCGCUACUACUCUUCAUGCUAUCCUCACGAUCUGCCGUCGCCGUCGUCCUGUUCCACUGGGUCCUAUCCCCGCCGUCCACAGCCUCGCCAUGGCCAUCAUCUCUUUCAUCAUAUUUCUCGGCAUGCUCUUGUCCGCUGAUGCUGAAAUUCGAAACACCCGGUGGUUAUGGCGGCGAACCAGAACCACGCCUUUCGAAUGGGUCCUCUGUUUCCCACUGGGUAUUCGUCCCUCUGGACCAGUCUUCUUCUGGUCCUACGCUUUCUACCUUUCUCGCUUCCUCCACCUGUUCCGAACGAUCUUCACCAUUCUUCGUCACCGGAAGCUAUCCUUUUUCAGGCUGUUCAACCAUUCCAUCCUGCUGCUCACCUCGUUCCUCUGGCUCGAAUUUUCCCAGUCAUUUCAGGUAUCGGCCAUACUCAUCACAACUUUGGUUUACUCCUUAGUGUAUGGGUACAGAUUCUGGACGGAAAUCGGAUUGCCCUCCAAGUGCUUCACGUUCACUGUGAAUUGCCAGAUGUUGUUGUUGGGUUUUACAUUCGUGGGACAUGCUGGGGUACUUGCACUUCAUUUCCUGAGAGGAGGGUGUAAUGGGAUUGGAGCUUGGGUGUUCAAUGCUGUGAUGAAUGCUGCGAUUCUUUUACUGUUCUUGAGGUUCUAUGGUAAAGCGUAUGGCCGGAGAUCCGUUACCGUUGGAUCGGCAUCGUGGGGCGGGCAGGACGCCGAUAAGCGAGCAACGCGUUCCGCUGAAUCUUCAAAAAUGGAAUUUGGAACGCACAAGUGAGAAGAAAGACAAAAAUCGUUGACUUGGAUCUUUCCCUCCUCACCUAAAGUCAAGUCUUUGAUGUUUCUCCGCCGCCCUUAAUUUUUCGGAGUAUCUUGGCAAGAGGAGUUUGACCAGUUCCUCCAUCCCCGUCAACUGUAGAUAAACAGUGUUCUUCCUUCUUAUUAGUUCAGAACCCGCAGGUUCUGGUCAUGGUUUAAGACUUUAAGUGAUGGGUUGCAAAUUCUGAACGUCCGUGCUUCCGAUUAUAUAACACAUUAAUUUGCAUU